Molecule: messenger RNA, 471 nt
Organism: Penicillium verhagenii
Lineage: Eukaryota; Fungi; Ascomycota; Eurotiomycetes; Eurotiales; Aspergillaceae
Product: putative GPI anchored protein
Exons: 1
Coding region: 1-471 (156 amino acids)
Source: RefSeq, a predicted model, not a curated record
AUGAAGUUCACUUUGAUCACCUCCGCCCUCUUGGCCACCGCCGGCCUGGUUGUUGCCGAUUCCGUCGGAGACAUCGUUUCCAACGCUGAGAGCUUUGCGAAUGGCGUUGCCACGGGUGCCGAAUCUGGCGGCGAGGCAAUUGCUUCCGCUGCCCAGACAUUUGCCAGCGGUGUUGUCUCUGACUCUGAGAGCAUUGCUUCCGACGCCCAGAGCAGGUACUCGACAUUCACCGGCGAUGUGACCACAACCGACUCGGCCGGCUCGACCACUACCGUUCCCUCUACCAUCACCUCCCAAGUCUCUGCCACUGGCAGUCAAGCCUCUGCUACUGGCACCCAAACCUCUGCUACUGGCACCACAACUUCGAACUCGGCCAGCUCUACUGGUACAAACGCUGCUCCCCACCCUACCGGUAUGGGUAUGGCCGCUGCUGGUCUUGCCGGUGUGGUCUACGUCAUGAUCGGUCUAUAA